Messenger RNA from Plasmodium falciparum 3D7, 918 nucleotides. RefSeq lists its product as uncharacterized. The record is from RefSeq and is a predicted model, not a curated record. Lineage: Eukaryota; Apicomplexa; Aconoidasida; Haemosporida; Plasmodiidae.
AUGCUUUCCAUAGCAAGUACCUUCGGAUCUUAUUUUUUUAGUUCUUGUUCAGUAGAUUAUUUGAAUAAUGAAAGUGCAAACAAAUUUUCUUCAUCUGAUGAAAAGAUAAAUUUUAGGAGAAAAAGAAAUGUAUCAUCUUCAUCAAAGGAUGAUAAAAUCAAUAUUAAUAAUGACCAUGAUAAAAUUUUAAAUGAAAGUGAUGAUUCACAUGAUAUUAACAAAAAUUUAGAUAAUUUGGAAUAUGCAACACAAAAUAAUAAUAAAGGAAAUAUAUAUGAAGAAGAACAUAUAGGGAUCAAUAAUGAAAAAGAAAAAAACAUUGAUCAUCAUCAAGAAGUUCAAAGUAAAGAUUCACAUGACAAUCAAAAUGAACAUGAACAAAAUUAUAUGAAAUCUAAUGAGAAUACACUUCCAAAUGAUCAUGAGAAAUCGAAUGAGAAUGCACUUCCAAAUGAUCAUGAGAAAUCGAAUGAGAAUGCACUUCCAAAUGAUCAUGAGAAAUCGAAUGAGAAUGCACUUCCAUAUGAUAAUAUGAAAUUAGAUAAAGAUGAAUAUCCUAAUCCACCUAUAAAAUCUCAUGAACAAGAUUGUUGUUCUGAUAAAAGUUUUGAUGAAUGUGCAAGAAAAAAAGAAUUGGAACUUAAUAAUAAUAAAAAAAAUUAUGACAUAUAUAAUGAAAAUGCAGAAGAAUCCAAUAAUUAUAGCAGCCCAUAUAAUGAAAAAAAAUAUAGACUAAUAGGAGAUUUUUCAAGAUAUAUGUCUGUUACAAUAAAUGAAAAAAAAGGUGGUCUUCAUAAUAAUUGUACAACUGUAUUAGUAGAUGUUGAUUUAUUUCCUAACGUUUCAGAAAAUUAUUUAUCAAAAAUGUUUGAUUAUUUAACAAAUUUUAAAGAUGAGGAAAUAAACAAAAAUGAAUAA